This is a messenger RNA of Acyrthosiphon pisum (pea aphid), 1129 nucleotides long. RefSeq lists its product as uncharacterized. The record is from RefSeq and is a predicted model, not a curated record. The coding region runs from base 1 to 891 and encodes 296 amino acids. Gene Ontology annotation, cellular component: MSL complex; NuA4 histone acetyltransferase complex; nucleus. The transcript is spliced from 9 exons. Gene Ontology annotation, biological process: regulation of DNA-templated transcription; chromatin organization. Lineage: Eukaryota; Metazoa; Arthropoda; Insecta; Hemiptera; Aphididae.
AUGGCUUUGGUUGCAACAUUAAGAAAACGAGGCAGGCCCAAAAAAAAUGUAGAUCAAUCUGCAGAACAAGCAGUAGGACAAUCUGCAGAACCAGUGCUAAGACUAUCUACAGUACUAGCGGUAGAACAAUCUGCAGAAUCAGUGGUAGGAAAAUCUGCCGAAUCAGACAAAGAAAACUCUGCAGAACCAUCAGUAGCAGAAUCUACAGCCCCAGCAUUCGAACAAUCUGCAAUCUCAACUGUAAAAGACAAACCAGCUGUUCUAGCUGUUGCUAAUAUGGUAUUAAAUAUUAUUCCAAGAUCAAAGCUUCUUGCAAAUGAAUUGCGUAAAUUAGUAAUACCAUUUAAAUUAAAAUACGCAAUAGAACUUGAUUGUAUAAUUAUGCAUCGUCAAUAUAACUAUGCUUCCCAAAAGCUAUUAAAAUUUCCGGAGAAAAACUUUUUGGCACAAGUAAUUUAUACCUUCACUAAUUCAUCUUAUUUUAUAGAUGAUAGCCAAAAGAUAUAUUCAAAGAUAUUCUGUGUUACUUUAAUGCAAUAUUUUAAUGCUUCUGUUCACAAACAUCUAACAUACAAGGUUGAGAAAAUGUACAAUUUACAAUGUAAGGCCGUGGAAUGUUUUCUGAAUAGAUUGAGAUAUCAACCACACAUCAAUUAUAUCUAUAAACAAUUCCUAAGACCCAAAUAUAUUUGGUGUUAUUUGUAUGGUCCCAUGUUUCUAUUAAGAUUAAUUGUUCGUUUACCAACAAUUUUGGGAUCAACCUCGAUGCUUCCUGAAUAUGAUUCAAAUACCUUUGUUUAUCAUAUUAAAAAAUUAAUCCGGUUCUUGGAGGAUAAUUUUGAUACUUAUUUCACUUUCAAUGAUUACAUAAAAGCUGAAGAAAUGGUUUAAAAUAUAUACAUACAGAAUAUUUAUAAUUUAGUAUUUAAGAAAAUCCAAGUAUAUUGGUACCUACAUUGUAUAUAGGUACACUGUAUUAGUAUACAAUAUAACGCUAUUAAAUUAGUCUAGUUCCAUAACUUAUUGUUUAAAGAAUGUUACACCCGUAUGUGUACUCUCCGUAUCACAAUUGUACAACAUAAAAAAAUCUGUUUUGCUUGGUACAAAUUUACUCCCUCAAUAUUUAUAG